This is a messenger RNA of Rotaria sp. Silwood1, 1170 nucleotides long. The record is from the annotation of a GenBank genome assembly. Lineage: Eukaryota; Metazoa; Rotifera; Eurotatoria; Philodinida; Philodinidae.
AUGGCACACGGUAUAGCAGAUGAAGAUCCGACAAAAAAAGAAAUUAUCGAUCCACCUGAGGUUCUCGAUCAAAAACUUGAUCAAUUGGCCGAUUGGAUUCGUAAUGCUAAACAUUUUAUCGUGUUCACUGGUGCAGGCAUAUCGACAUCUACAGGUAUUCCUGAUUUUCGAUCUAGUAUGAAUACUAUUCUACCAACAGGACCGGGUGUAUGGGAACUUCGUGAUCAUCCUGGUGCUAAACGUUCUCCAACGGCUUUAACAGUUACUUUAACAAAAGCAAUUCCAUCAACCACACAUAUGGCAUUGGUCGAAUUGGCUCGUCAGAAUCUUCUUCACUUUGUUGUCUCUCAGAACAUUGAUGGUCUUCAUUUAAGAUCUGGGUUGCCUUCGCCCCUAAUAGCCGAGUUACAUGGUAAUUCUAAUUUGGAAAUAUGCAAAAAAUGUCAGACGAAAUAUUUGCGUGAUUUUCGAACACGAACUGCCCUCAAAGCUCAUGAACAUCAAACAACUCGUAAAUGUCCCAAAUGUCGUUCGACACUGUACGAUUCGAUUAUCAACUUUGGCGAGAAUCUUCCUAAACAAGAACUUGAAGCAAGUUUUGAACAUGCAGAAAAAGCCGAUGUUUGUCUCGUCUUAGGCUCUUCAUUACGAGUUACACCAGCAGCAGAUAUUCCAGAAUUAGUCGGUAAACGCGGUGGCAAGUUAAUCAUUGGCAAUUUGCAAUUGACUCCAUUGACUGAAUUGGCCAACCUGAAUAUACAUGCUCUAUGCGACGAUAUUAUGCGAGGACUGAUGGCUAAAUUAAACAUGCCCAUACCUGAAUGGGAACUUCAUCGACGAAUACGUAUUACAAUUAAAAAACAAACCAUUAAGAUUAUCGGUCUCGAUCCUGAUCAAGACAUUCCAUAUACACUUUUUUCGAGAGUAAGAAUACUAGUUCGGCAAGGAACUGCAUCGAAAUAUGAAUCUCAACGACUCACAGGUCAAGAAUUUAUAGAACACAAAAUACCAGUGAACAAUAACACUGGUAAUAUGGAUGUUUAUAUUGAAUUGCAUUGGCAAGGUCAUUACAAUGAACCUCUGUACACAGUUCGAAUGCGAUUGACAGAUUCGACCAAAGAUGUACAUUUAUUUUACAAUCCAAAACGUGGUGUGUGGCGUGAGCAAUAA